Sorex fumeus (smoky shrew) is the source of this 990-nucleotide messenger RNA. RefSeq names its product melanoma-associated antigen 4-like. Gene Ontology annotation, biological process: negative regulation of transcription by RNA polymerase II. The coding region runs from base 1 to 990 and encodes 329 amino acids. The record is from RefSeq and is a predicted model, not a curated record. Gene Ontology annotation, cellular component: nucleus. The transcript has a single exon. Lineage: Eukaryota; Metazoa; Chordata; Mammalia; Eulipotyphla; Soricidae.
AUGUCUCGCUGUGAUGAGUUUUGGGCCUUCAAGGUUGAGGAAGAAAAUGAGGAUGCCCAGGAUGGCCAGCAUCUGGAGAGGGCUCAGCUGUCCAAGGCUGAGAUGGGGAUGGCUGAAUUGCCCUCCUCCACCACUGCCACCGUCCACGUUGAGGGCACCCUGGGGGAGGUGGCAGCUGCUCAAGUCUUCCAUGAAGUCAAAGGUCCUCAGGAUCGUCUGGCCAUGGCCCAUCACUUCCAGGUGGACAUGGCCGAAGAGCUCGACAGCCAUCCCAAAAGUAGCAGUGCCAGCAGCCACAAAGGGAAAGGCCUAGAAGGUCGGGAGGAGCCAAGCCAAGUUGGGGCCUGCCUCCAGGAGGCGUUGCAUGACAAGAUGUCUAAUCUGGUGGGGUUCCUUCUCCUCAAGUACCGCACUAAGCAGCUGACCAUGAAGUAUGCAAUGCUGAGAACCAUCCUCAACAAUGAUGAAGAGAAAUUCUCUUUCUUCCUAAGCCAGGUGUCUGAGUGCACGCAGUUGCUCUUUGGCAUCGAUGUGAAGGAAAUCAACCCCGAAAUUCAUAGCUAUGUGUUGGUCACCACCUUGGGCCUCAUUUAUCAUGGCAUGGUGGGCCCUAGGCAAACCAUGUCCAAUACCGGCCUGCUGGUGAUGGUCCUGGGGCUCAUCCUUCUGGAGAAUGAUUGUGCCUCUGAGCAGGUUGUCUGGGAACAGUUAGGUCUGAUGGGAGUUCAUCCGGGGAGGAGGCACUUCAUUUAUGGGGAGCCCAAGGAGCUCCUCACCAAUGUGUGGGUGCAGAACCGGUAUCUCGAUUACCGGCGGGAGCCUGGAAGUUACCGAGCCCGAUAUCAGUUCCUGUGGGGCCCCAGUGCCCACACAGAAAUUCGCAAGGUGGAAGUCAUGGAGUUUUUCCUCAAUAUCUUUGAGAGUGAUAAUAGGUUCCUCACGUUCUUAACAGAUCAGCCUCAUUCCAUAGACAAAGAAGAAGUGGACUGA